This is a messenger RNA of Lactuca sativa (garden lettuce), 861 nucleotides long. Lineage: Eukaryota; Viridiplantae; Streptophyta; Magnoliopsida; Asterales; Asteraceae. The record is from RefSeq and is a predicted model, not a curated record.
AUGUACGGUAGCCAUGCAGGUCGUGGCAUAUGGGACAUCAACAGAUGCGAUGAAUAUAUGAGAAUGAGUGAAACUGUAACAAGGGAUGCUGUAAUAAAGUUCGUAGAAGGUGUCAUUGCAUGUUUCGGUGAAAAGUAUCUUAGAAGACCAAAUGAAGUUGAUUUGGCAAGACUACUUCAUGUGUGGGAGGAACGUGGGUUUCCAGGUAUGAUAGGCAUCAUUGAUUGUAUGCACUGGACAUGGAAAAAUUGUCCUACUGCUUGGGCUGGACAAUAUGCAGGUACGUGCAAUGACAUUAACGUUCUCCAUCGGUAUCCUAUUUUUAAUGAUGUCUUAGCAGGCCGGGCACCAAAUGUGAGUUAUGUCGUGAAUGAUUGGGAAAAUAAUAUGGCAUAUUAUAUCACUGAUGGAAUAUAUCCCUCAUGGGCUGCUUUUGUCAAGUCAAUAACUUCCCCUCAACUUCGAAAACACAAGUUGUUUGCUGAACAUCAAGUGGCCGCUAGAAAAGAUGUUAAACGAGCAUUUGGAGUUCUACAAGCUCGUUUUGCAUUUCUUCGACACCCAUGUCUUUUGUGGGACAAGGAUAUGAUGAGGAAAAUUAUGAUUGCAUGUAUUAUCAUUCAUAAUAUGAUUGUAGAGGAUGAACGUUGCAUAUACCUUCACUAUUAUGAUCCAUCCGAAUUUCUAAAUGACAGGCCUACAAACCAUAAACGAAGAACCUAUAUUGAAGACGAUGAUCAAAAUUUAGAAUAUUCCACUCAACGAAUUGCAGACCUAUCCAGUUAUAUGACCAAUAGGGCACAACUUCGCAAUAGAGAAGCUCAUAACAUUCUGAAAAACAAUUUGAUUGAGCAUAUAUGA